AAAUGGACGUGUAUUUUUCCUUGCAUGCAUUACUUUAUUUGAAGGGUGAUCUUCGGAUUCCUUUAAAAGCAAGUACCAAGUACAGACUUGUUAAACCUCAAUAGUUUCCAGUUCUGCAUUGUAUCCAUCGAGACAGUCUUCAUGAGCUGAUUCAGAAAAAUUUUAUUGGCAGCCAUUCAGUCUAGAGUAGUGACCGAUGACAAAGGUAUUACAUAAGUGGAAACUCUUGUGAAGGUUAUUGAAACUGCUGGAAUGUUGUCUGAAAGUCGAGCACAAAUACAAGCCUCAGAAGCCAUCUCUUGUGCCUCAGUGAGAUAUGUAUCAGAAAAUCUACAGUUUUCCAGGAUGAAGAACACAAUUUUCCCUCAAGCUUCUUCUCAGCUCAAUGGAUACGGAUCCAACGAGUCCGUUUCUGAUAUCCCUCUACAAAUAGACAGCAAAUUACAUACAUAUGACAGCAACCUUUACACGGAUUCAACUCCACAUAACCAGCACGGAGUAUUCACUAUCUGCUCGCAGUCCCCUACUAUCAACUAUCAAUCAGGGCCAUCCCCAUUAAUGACCAUCAAAAGUCUUGAUUGCCCUCCUCUUGGAGCCAAUCAUUUCGGUACCAAGGCUACCAUGCCUACCUACGACAGCAAUAUUGUUAAGCAGCAGCAAUUGUCCCAUGUUGAAGCGAUUCCUGGACAACCAAAUGAAAUUGGAACAAUAAGAAUUGCAAGGAAGCGUCCAAUUGAAAAUGCUGAUAUGACGAGCAGAAAAAGCCCUGAAACUAUAGCAGGCAACAGACCACCCUUCCAUACUGAAUGGACGGCAAAUAAGAAGAUGGCAGUUUGUUUCCAAGAUCAUCAAGUCCCCAAGGAAGUUAAAGAAGUUCUGAAAGAUAGAGUGCCUGUGAGGAGAAGCCAGAAGUUGGCUGACAAGAUCACGGCUCUUCAAAAACUGGUGUCUCCAUAUGGUAAGACUGAUACUGCCUCGGUGCUUCACGAGGCUUCAGUGUUUAUCAAGGUUCUUCAAGAUCAAAUAGAGAAUACUUUCAACAGGGUAAGAAGUACUUCUAUGGACCACGAAUAUUCUCAAUCAAAGAUCACCGGAGAGAGCCAAUUUGAUCUACGUAGCAUGGGGUUUUGUUUGGUUCCAGUUUCACUGACUCGGAAUCUCAUCAGGGAGGAUGCUUUCAAUCCCUACUCUACGGCAAACACUAGCCUUCACAGAAUACUUUGACACAUUUUUAAUUAGUUUCACCAGUUUUUAGUUUUACUCCCAACCAUCUUGUCCUUUCCUAUUUCAUUUUCGAAUAUAUCCACAGAUUUCAAGUAAUGAAAAUCUUAUCUGCAGCGGUAAUGCAUUGAUCUUGUACUA
This is a messenger RNA of Coffea arabica (coffee), 1362 nucleotides long. RefSeq lists its product as uncharacterized. Gene Ontology annotation, molecular function: DNA-binding transcription factor activity, RNA polymerase II-specific; protein dimerization activity; RNA polymerase II cis-regulatory region sequence-specific DNA binding. The record is from RefSeq and is a predicted model, not a curated record. Gene Ontology annotation, biological process: regulation of transcription by RNA polymerase II. Lineage: Eukaryota; Viridiplantae; Streptophyta; Magnoliopsida; Gentianales; Rubiaceae. Gene Ontology annotation, cellular component: nucleus.